GCAUUCAGUGCCGUGUUUGGGGCAGUCCAGAGACUCGACAGACGUGGGCGGGAGAUUCAGAAGCCGGUGAUAGGGGCAGAGCAGAAGAGGAAAGAGUACAGGAUCAAACUAGGGAACGGAAGAGCGUUGAUCAAUGCCAAGUUGGCAACAGAGCUUCGAUCAAUAGCAGUGACGCGCGAUGAAGAAUUCAAAAGCGGCCUCGAGAAAUUUGCAGAGCUGAUCGCAGAGUGCGACAAAUGCUCUCGAGAGCUCAAUUUGCAGCUCGAAGCUGAGUUCAAGACAGUCCUGGAAGAGGCUGCUACACAGGAGGCGAAUUACAUCUCACACCCCGACAGACGAAUGACGACGCUGCGUCUAGAAUUCGAGGAGAUUGUCGAUGCCAUUGCGGAGCAGGACCAUCUCGAACUUCAGGAAAGACUUUAUCGGAGUCAGAGGUACUUAGCGGAAUUCAAUAGGACAGUGGAAGAAUUGUGCACAGGACCUCCCAUUCUUGUCCAAGCAAGCGCACCCGAAUCUUCAGACGCAAUUCAGGACAUCCAUCCCUCAUCUCCAACAUUCAACGAAUCCUCAGACACCCCUUCUGCGAAACCCUUACAAAUCCUGAACGAGGACGUCAAUUUAUCGUCGAAAAACAAGGCUCGGUCGACUAACGACGGUAUUGGUCGAUUACCAUCCAAGGUCGUACCAGAGGCAUUCCAAGCAGAGGCGCAACAGGAAGGUAGAGGGCGGUCUGAUAACAUGGGGCAAGUGAGGCUCAAGCGCCAAUGGCCUCGUGAAGACCAAUUGUUGAAUACACAUGAACUAGGGGAGGGCGAGAUAGGCCAGACCAAGCGCCGCCGGAUCGAAAACCUAUCAUCAUACCCUUUCCUACAAGGCGCACAAUCGUGGAAUAAUAGAAGAAGCAUGCCUUCAGUGCCAGAAGCAGUUCGCCAGAUCCACCCCUCGUCUGCGAUGCCCUCUGCACUUAAUACGAGUCCAACCCAUCGACACGAGAAGCUGAUCAUCAAAGUGGAUUCAGCUACAAUGCUCGCAGAAACCCCUUCAUCUUCCAGGUGGAGCUCUGGCCAUAUGAUUCAGGGAAUACAUGGCACACACCAGCACAAGGGGCUCUUAUCAAGGAUCGAUUCAUCACUGGGAAAUAACCUGCAGCCGAAGACGAUUGAUACACCGUUCUCAGAGAAAAUCGAUCAACACCAAACAAGUGGAGGUAUGUCUAGCACGACGGUGGACCCCCAGAUUGGUGAAGGCGGUCCAUCACUAUUGAACCAACAAGCACACUCGUCGACUGUUGCUAAUGUUUCACUAGUGCUGCACGGAAAGCAUCACCCCUUCCCUCAGACCUCAACCCAAUUCACGAGAAACAACCUUGAUUCAUCAUUGCAAGUGACGGCGACUCUUCGAGCCCAUGAAACGGUACCUUUGGCAUCGAAACAGGUAAAGAUCAGGAUCAGGCGCCCUUUAACUAAGGAAGUUCAACACAUACACACUGCAAAUGAUUACUUUCGGACCGUUCUGGAGGCCUGUGGUCCAGGGAACGGGACAGCACAGCGAGUUAAAAACUUUUCCAAACAGAUCUAAGAUCUAAACUUCAAGGCAUGCACUAGCCAUAUCAUCGAGGCAAUACGGAAUUUGAGGGAGUCGGAUUGGGAUACAUUCAGGGGCCUACCUUCUGUGAUUUCCUUGAUCAUU
Molecule: messenger RNA, 1689 nt
Organism: Mollisia scopiformis
Lineage: Eukaryota; Fungi; Ascomycota; Leotiomycetes; Helotiales; Mollisiaceae
Exons: 4
Coding region: 340-1578 (412 amino acids)
Source: RefSeq, a predicted model, not a curated record